AUGGCUGAUGCAAGUAAGAAGCGUGCCGCACCUUCAGGUGGUGCUGACAAGAGCGCCAAAAAGUCUAAGAAACAAUGGCGUGUACCUCGUAAAGCCGAUCAAUACGCAUCGCAGAAAGUGAUCUUGCCAGGCGACCAAGGAAUCUGGGCCACAUGCGACAAAGGUAGAGAAGGCAAAUGCACCGGUGAACUUCGUGAUCUUUUCAAUGAGUAUGCCCAACUGCUGUACGGAGAUGAACUGGCUGCAGAAGCUGGUGCUGCCGGCUCUGACGAUGAGGGUGAUGGUGAAAUCAACAUCGAAGCUGAAAUCCAGCAAGAACUCGCAGGCAUGCGUAAGCCUCAAGAAAAACCUCUGUUCUGGUCAAUAAAGCUGGAUGUUCAGUGCGUGAUCUUCUUCAAGACCAGGGCACCUGUUGAGCCUGUUUCAUUUGUACGAAGAAUAUGCGAAGAUGCGGCCAAAAAAAACGCUCCCAAGCGUACCAGAUUCUGCAACCGUCUUACACCGAUGACUUUGAUGGGCAAGGCGACCGAAGAUGGUCUGGAGAAGACAGCCAAGCAGGUCCUCGCGCCUCACUUCCACACAGAACCGCGUGUGCCAACAAAGUUCGCCAUCCGUCCCACAAUCCGCAACCACACCGUCAUGAAGCGGAUGGAUAUCAUCCAGAAGGUUGCGUCCACGGUUGGCCCGGGACAUCAAGUCGAUCUCAAGAACCCAGACGUUCUCAUUCUGGUCGAGAUCUACACUAGCAUCUGCGGUAUCAGCGUAGUCCCCAACGACUACGAGACCCUGAAGCGAUACAACCUGGCCGAGAUCUUCGAGCCUUCUCCUAAAGAGCAACCUAAAAAGAAGGUCGAGGCUCAAAAAGAACAGCCUGUGGAGAUUGCUCAAUCGGAGCCAGAUGAGAAGAACGAGACAGACGUUGUCAAAGAGGAGAUUGACAUACCAGCCGGCGAAGCAGAGAGCGAAACUGCAGCCGCACCUGCAAAGGACACAGCUGAUGAGGCUUGA
Aureobasidium melanogenum CBS 110374 is the source of this 1008-nucleotide messenger RNA. RefSeq lists its product as uncharacterized. Gene Ontology annotation, biological process: tRNA modification. NCBI's taxonomy places the organism in Eukaryota, Fungi, Ascomycota, Dothideomycetes, Dothideales, Saccotheciaceae. Gene Ontology annotation, molecular function: RNA binding. The transcript has 6 exons. The record is from RefSeq and is a predicted model, not a curated record. The coding region runs from base 1 to 1008 and encodes 335 amino acids.